Triplophysa rosa is the source of this 2111-nucleotide messenger RNA. RefSeq names its product immunoglobulin superfamily member 11-like. Gene Ontology annotation, biological process: homophilic cell-cell adhesion. Gene Ontology annotation, molecular function: ionotropic glutamate receptor binding. Gene Ontology annotation, cellular component: cell-cell junction. The record is from RefSeq and is a predicted model, not a curated record. NCBI's taxonomy places the organism in Eukaryota, Metazoa, Chordata, Actinopteri, Cypriniformes, Nemacheilidae. The transcript is spliced from 9 exons. The annotation marks the transcript as partial.
GCGCAGCCGCCAUACGUACGUCCGUGCGUGCGCGUUGCCUCUAGUAAAGCAAGAGGGGGCACAGUUCCCUCGCGCUUCGGAUGGCGUCAGCGGUCUCCAGGCAACAGGCCAACCGUCAGUCAGUCAGUGAGGUUCACAAUCACGGCGGCAGCGGUCACGGUCCUCUCUCGGAUCCGGUGCACGUUUCUCCGGUUUAGUGUCACAGACAUGUGAACGCAGCGCAGGUAACGGGUGGAUGUGUGCUGAAGAACAGAACCGAACCCUCCGGUACACACUGAACCUGACACAUUGUCGGCGGAUCCGCGCGCGCUCCCGAGUUGUCUGAGGGAAUUUUAUGCGGACGGUGGAGACGCGUUGUCGCCAAUUUAGGUGGACUUUUAACGCUUUGUGCUUUGUAUGUCAUGAUAUUUAAACGUUUAACACGCUUUAAUUACGUUCUAAUGGACUGCUAUUUCACGACGAGCAAACUGUGGAGAAAUUCUGACUGACUUUGAAUUUAACUACAAGGCGACUUUCCGUCAGAAAAUGCUGAAAUUUCACAAUUCUGAUCUAUGGAUUGCUUGGCUGUUCUUCUUUCGUGUCGACGAACAACCUCCUGGACAUCAACCAGUCUGGUUUCAAGAGCGGUCGUUCCACUGAGACUGCGCUGCUGUCGGUCAUUGAAGCCCUGAGAUUGGCAAGAGCAGCCUCUAAAUCAUCUAUACUCAUCCUACUGGAUCUAUGACACCGUUAACCACCACAUUCUCCUGUCGACCCUCAAGGCUAUGGGUGUCUCUGGAAUGGUGCCACAAUGGUUCAAGUUUUACCUCUCAGUGUGUGUCCAGACUCUGGAGGUGACAGUGAGUCAGAGCAGUGUUCAGGUGGCCAGAGGUCAGGCGGUCAUCUUGCCGUGUACAUUCACCACCAGUGCUGCUCUCAAUAAUCUCUACAUCAUAUGGAUGGUUACACCCCUCGCCAACGCCAACCAACCAGAGCAGAUGCUCUUGAAAAGCCAAAUGAUGAACAGUAAGGCCAGUUUUCCUGUAAAGAUGCUCAAGCCGCCGACCAGAUACCUUGAGGAUACGAACUUCAGGAGAAAACCAGGGAGAAGUGUGAUCAUCUAUCAGGGUGGGCAGGUCUUCAGUUUAGCCAAUCACAUGAACGGGCGGGUGGGUUUCGUGUCCACUAUGCCCAGCACAAGUGCCUCAGUCUUCAUCAAUAACACACAGCUGUCUGACACAGGAACGUAUCAGUGUCUGGUAAAUAACCUCCCAGACCGUGGGGGACGCAACAUAGGCGUCAUCGGCCUCACUGUGCUCGUUCCCCCGUCCACACCGUCCUGUGGUAUUCAGGGUUCACUGGAUGUGGGCAGUGAUGUCAUGCUGUUGUGUUCUUCAGAGGAGGGCAUCCCCACACCCACCUACUCCUGGGAAAAACUGGAGUCAGUGCCCAAACUUCCCCACAAUGCCAAGCAAGAUCAGAUGCAGGGAAGCGUCACACUGAGAAACAUCAGCAGCAGUUCGUCCGGUCUGUAUCAGUGCACUGCAUCAAAUACCAUAGGAAAGAGCACCUGCGUCAUCAACCUGCAGGUUAUAACACCUCAGCCGCAGAGCGUGGGUCUGAUCGCCGGCACCAUCGCCACGGCCGUCCUGUCUGUGAUCAUCUGCUGUCUGCUGGUGCUGCUCACGCUCUUCUACUGGAGAAACAAGAACAAAUAUGAAGAAGAUGAAAUUCCCAAUGAGAUCAAGGAGGACGAUCUUCCACCGAAGAGAUCUUCAUCGGUCAAGGCUUUCCACACUGAUGCCUCGUCUUCAGAGAACGACACGCUGACAUCCACCAACACCUACAACAGCCGCUACUGGAACAACCCCAAACCAAACUACGACACCAACUCCUACACGCGCUACAACGGUGACACGCGUCAGACCUUCACGGGCGGAGCCAACAUGAUGGGAAAUGCCCCCUCACGCCCCACCUAUGCCAACGGCAGCCACACCCUGCCCCCGCCCAAGACUCUGGUGGUCACCACUAACUCCGCCCCCUCCCCACCCAUCAUUACCCGCAGUAAUGGCUCUCUGAGUCGCCGCCCGACCAUCGCCACGACGCCCACAGCGACUCACGGGCAACAACAC